UCCGCAUCUCCGCCAGUGUUUUUGAAAAAGCGGCGGUCACAGCUUCACCGGCUUUCGAUGAACUAAUAGCGACUAUUUGUUUUUAUCGCACCUCUACAGCACAGCAACAAAACGGUCGUGGUGUUUUGGUGUGAAGUCGUGAGCUCCUUUACUGCACCAGGGUAAUGCAGCCGCAGCAGUACUCCAAGGAACGAGGGCUUCUAGGAAAGCUCAGUCCUGGGGAGAAGAAGCUGGAGGGGAUGACCUUCUACCUGGACAAUGUGAAGAAACGCCCUACAGCCCUGCUUUUGGAGGCCAUAUCUCUUCUAGGAGGGAGGGUUGAGAGUUUCCUGCACAAGGAUGUAAGCUUUGUUGUGACUGGAAGCCAGGAGGGCCUGAAGGAGGAAAAGUGUGUGGUUACCAAAGGAGGAGCAAAGGGGACCAGUGAAGAAACCAAACAUCUGAUUAAGCAGAAGGAGAGUAGCCUCAGCAUUGACAAACCACAACCAGGAACUCCUCGACCAAUGGCUUGUGGCAGCCGAGGCAAGGCUCUGCUUGAAAAAGCUAUUCGCAACAAUGAGCGACUGCAUGGCAACAGUGUUUUGUCCAACGCUCGAUCAUGGGGAGUGAAGAUCUUAUUCGUGGAUGAUGUCCUCUUUUAUCUGAAACAGUUGUCUCGAGGGAGCUUUAGCGCUAAACAUAAGAGACCAGAGACUAACAGUAAGCAAGGUUUGCCUGCUGUCAAAGCUGCAGCUCUGAGAUCUCCAUAUCUUAAAAUUGAAGACUUGAGCAGAAAAUACAAGCCUUUGCAUAUGCAGUGUAUGACGUUCCCCUCUCUGUGCUACUUGGGCCGAUUCAGUCCCUUUGAAUCUCCUCCUCCUCCUCGGUUUGAAAAACGGGCAGAGCAAGAAGAAAGUAAACCAAGAGAAAAGAAAGUUGAAGGCAGUACUCAGGACAAAUCCCAAACCCCGCUCAGUGGUAACCCUUCACCUUGGCGGCCGCGCAAAAAGGAUAUGUCUUACUGCGAAUGCUGUCAUCAACCCUUCACUAAUCUGGAGGAGCACUUGCAGUCUGACCAGCACCGCACCUUUGUGCUGGAUCCCUCGAACUACAGCAUGGUGGAUCAACUGAUGACUGAAAUGUUUCCGGGAUUCGACCCCAAACCUUCUCUGGAAUCAGAAGAAACACUGAACAGACCACCAACUCCUUUGCCUGUCCAUGAUGUCCUCGAACUGGAGCCUCUUACUGAUGCUGAGACGGAGCAUGCUGUUCAGGCCCUGCAGAGACAAGAAUCAUCAUUCAAUACUCACGUUUCCAGCCCUACUAGAGGUCUUCUUUCCUUUGGCCCUGCCAGUCCAUCAUCAGGAGUUCAGCUUACCAUCCCAAAUCCAGCCACUCUACCUGCCGACAUUCAGUCUUUCAAUCCUGAGACAGACUGCCAGUUCCCUGAUAUCCAACUAUCAAGCCCAGCCAUGCCUGUACUGAAUAUUGAACCACAAACCCAGGACUCGCUCAACUUACAGCCGGAAGCUCAGCAUCUCUCCCCCUGCCACAGUGCUUCUUGUCGCCUCCCUGACCCAUACUCCCUGCCUCCGGUCCUCAGCCCACAAGUUCCCUAUUCCUCCUACGUUAUGGAUAUAGAAAAUCCUUAUUCAGAGCCCCCUGUCCUCAGUCCUCAACAGUACACCACAGAGGAGACUGUGGAAGGACAGACUUGUGAAAUGAACACUGCAGAAUGUGUGUCCAAAUUUGUCUCAGCUGUCAUGGAUCCUCUCUCCAGCCCACUUCUCAUCUCUGUGCCUGUGACCAAUGCAGAGGGAGUGAAGGAAUCAAACCAAGAAGGUCUUGUUGAUUUCAGUGGACUCACAUGUUGUAAAACGGGUUUGAAACGCGCCACGUUGUCGUCAUGUAGAUCUCAUUCCUUCCCUCGAUGGUCAUCUGUGGCACCAAACCCCAAAAAGCGCUGUCGAUCUGCCAGCCCUGAACACAGCUGCAGAAAAAGGAGGAGGACAGAAACAUUUGGGUGUGGUAGUGGCUGUACUGGACACAGGCUUAAAUCUGCAAAACCACAAAGUGACAAUAUGGCAACGACCAAAGACUAUUUAUUAUUUGACAAGGCCUCUUAUCAGACAAUACAAUCUUGUCCUAAUUUAAAUGUCUCUUCGACAUUAAACACAUGCACUGUGGAUUUGCUUGGUUUAAAACAGACUCUCACCACCUUUUGUUUUCCUACUGUACAGAGAUUCACUCAGGCACCAAAUCAAAUUGACUCCAUUGCCGAUCAGUCGUCAUGCCUGCUGUCCUCAAAAGCAAAGGUGUUUGAUCCUCCACAGGACUUCCCCAGUGAUAAAUCUCACCUUGCGUUUUCCAGUCAAGACUCACAGUGCUCACUAUCCCACUCUACGUCGGUCUGUAUCGAGUCAGCCCUCAUCCCAGACCUGGCCACGCUGUGUCCGUCAUCAUCAGACUCUGACUGGGACUGUGACCUGCUGUCACGGUUGGGUCCAACCUCAGCUACGCCCCUGACGCCUUCUGAGCAGAACACUGAGCUCGAUAAAGAACUGCUCCACAAGCCGUGUCCCUGGAUGCACGACACAAGCUACGAGUCACAUCUGCACACUGUCCUUCAGCCAUCAACCCCAGCUGCCUCACUGUGCGGGGAAGAAAGGGAACCUUCAACAUUUUCCAGAACUGUUGUACAGAUUGUUGAGGUUCAGCACUGAUAAUUAUUUUCCUGACUUUUUUUAAGAACUGGAAGAACCUCUGCAUGAAAGACGCACUUGGAGUAGCAAGUCCUUGACUUUGCAGCUACGUAUUCUACUGCAAGAAACACUGAGCAGCACUUAAGCCCAUCAAGUCAGCUGUACACUGAAAACAUAUUUAAAACUUUGAAGUGACAGAUGCAUAUUUUAACUUUUGCUUUAUUGGACUGGAUGCUAAUUUGUGGAUACUGCAUUUUCCCAUGAAUUUAAAAUGUGUCCACGAUCAUUUUACCUCUCAACCUCUAAUUCUCCUGCACAGAACUCUAAGAAAUAUUCUGUACGUCGUGCUGACUGCAGUCAUUCAGCAGCUAUGUCCGGGAACACAGGGUGGUACUGAGAAUUUAAUGAGGCUUUCUGAAAGGGGGCAUUACUCAAUUACUGUAAGUGCUGCGCCUGGAUCAGAUCUCACAUGUGCCGAUGUUGAUGGUCAAACAGGCGAGGCAUUUGCAGAGUGGACGACUGACAACCUGUGAGACGCUCUGUCUGAUUAAUGUCAUGUAGCUUUUCCUGCCUUUUGAAGGUGGGCCAAAGGACUGGCUUUGUCAAGGUGAUGUGAGCGCUUCACAGCAGUGUGCUGCAACUCCAGGGAGGUUUAUUAUCUUGACAGUCUGAGGUCACCUACCAUUAAAGACUGCUUAUUGCUCAGCUCGUAAACACACCUAAACAUGUACAUUUAAAAUAUGCACUCAACAAAGUGGAUUGCCACAUGAUGUCACUGUGUGGAAGAGUAGCAAUUCUUUAAGGAAAAUGUGAAGUUGUACAGUGUUUAAAUAAAUGUUUUUAGCCUUAA
Messenger RNA from Amphiprion ocellaris (clown anemonefish), 3531 nucleotides. It is a transcript of the gene dbf4b, whose product is annotated as DBF4 zinc finger B. Lineage: Eukaryota; Metazoa; Chordata; Actinopteri; Pomacentridae. The record is from RefSeq and is a predicted model, not a curated record. Gene Ontology annotation, molecular function: nucleic acid binding; zinc ion binding; protein serine/threonine kinase activator activity. Gene Ontology annotation, biological process: regulation of cell cycle phase transition; positive regulation of nuclear cell cycle DNA replication. Gene Ontology annotation, cellular component: nucleus; Dbf4-dependent protein kinase complex. Bases 165 to 2702 code for a protein of 845 amino acids. The transcript is spliced from 12 exons.